Emiliania huxleyi CCMP1516 is the source of this 357-nucleotide messenger RNA. RefSeq lists its product as hypothetical. The transcript has 3 exons. Bases 1 to 357 code for a protein of 118 amino acids. The record is from RefSeq and is a predicted model, not a curated record. Lineage: Eukaryota; Haptophyta; Isochrysidales; Noelaerhabdaceae.
AUGGGCUCCUCAGGCUCGCUCGCCGCUUGCACCGUCCUCGUCGUCGCCUCCUCUGCGUGCGGCGACGGCAGGGACUUCAUCGCCGCGAUGCUGCUGCCGCUCGGGGCGGGGGCUCUGCUCUCCGCGUCGGCGCAAGGCACAGAUAAUGAGCUGGCCCUCUCGGCGCAGCAGCAAAAGCUGCUCGCCGCGUUGGAGGCCGCCGACCUCGCCAAGCAGGAGAUCGCACCGGCACCGGCACCGGCCGACGGUGGUCGGCGCCAGCCCAAAGCGGGCGACGCAGCCCCAAGCGAGGGAGGGAGCGCCGAAGCGCCGGCGCCGACCGCAGACGAGGUCGACGAGUCUGCCGUGCGCGUCUAG